Molecule: messenger RNA, 3244 nt
Organism: Daphnia carinata
Lineage: Eukaryota; Metazoa; Arthropoda; Branchiopoda; Diplostraca; Daphniidae
Gene: AP-1-2beta
Product: AP-1 complex subunit beta-1-like
Exons: 10
Coding region: 189-2978 (929 amino acids)
Biological process (GO): vesicle-mediated transport; intracellular protein transport
Cellular component (GO): membrane coat; clathrin adaptor complex
Molecular function (GO): clathrin binding
Source: RefSeq, a predicted model, not a curated record
UAUACAUCGUCUGCAACAAGCUUCAUCAGCUGACAGGACAACUGUCAUAAUAAACGCCCUCCCAAAAGCUCUUCAGAAAUUUUAAACGAGCUCGGCUGUUUUAUCGUUGUUGUCUCCAAUAGUCGAAGAACUUAUAUUUUUUCAACUUAAAGCCGAAUACAACUCAAUUCCCUUCAGUUUUGUCAAAAAUGACGGAUUCAAAAUACUUCACUACCACCAAAAAGGGUGAAAUUUUCGAGCUGAAAUCUGAAUUGAAUAGUGAAAAAAAAGAAAAGAAACGCGAAGCAGUCAAAAAGGUUAUUGCAUCAAUGACGGUUGGAAAAGAUGUCUCAGCUCUAUUUCCUGAUGUUGUAAAUUGCAUGCAAACUGAUAAUUUGGAAUUGAAAAAGCUGGUUUAUCUUUACUUGAUGAACUAUGCAAAAAGCCAACCAGAUAUGGCGAUUAUGGCUGUGAACACCUUUGUCAAGGACUGUGAAGAUCCCAAUCCUCUCAUUAGAGCUCUAGCUGUGCGAACAAUGGGCUGCAUUCGAGUAGAUAAGAUCACUGAAUAUCUAUGUGAACCAUUAAGGAAGUGUCUGAAAGAUGAAGAUCCCUAUGUCAGGAAGACUGCAGCAGUUUGUGUAGCCAAGUUACAUGACAUCAAUGCCAGUUUGGUAGAAGAUCAAGGAUUCCUUGAUCAACUGAAAGAACUCUUGAGUGACUCUAAUCCCAUGGUGGUUGCCAAUGCUGUUGCUGCUUUGUCUGAAAUCAAUGAAGCUUCCAGUAGUGGUGUUCCCUUAGUGGAAAUGAAUACCCAAACAAUCAACAAGCUUCUGACUGCUCUCAAUGAAUGUACAGAGUGGGGUCAAGUCUUCAUUCUAGAUUCAAUUUCCAACUACAGUCCUAAGGAUGAACGAGAAGCUCAGAGCAUCUGUGAGCGAAUUACUCCUCGUUUGGCACAUGCGAAUGCUGCUGUUGUUCUUAGCGCUGUUAAAGUGCUUAUGAAGUUAAUGGAGAUGAUGGCACCUGACGCGGACUUUGUUGUGAAUUUGAGCAAGAAAUUGGCUCCACCACUCGUGACACUUUUGUCGUCUGAACCGGAAGUUCAGUACGUUGCUUUACGAAACAUCAAUCUGAUUGUUCAAAAACGACCAGACAUUCUGAAGAAUGAAAUGAAGGUUUUCUUCGUCAAAUACAAUGACCCGAUCUACGUCAAAUUGGAGAAGCUGGACAUCAUGAUCCGUCUUGCUAAUCAAUCCAACAUUGCCCAGGUGCUGUCUGAACUGAAGGAAUAUGCUACCGAAGUAGACGUUGAUUUCGUUCGUAAAGCUGUACGAGCUAUCGGUCGAUGCGCCAUCAAAGUGGAACCAUCAGCAGAACGAUGCGUUAGUACUUUGCUCGACCUAAUUCAAACCAAAGUCAACUAUGUCGUGCAAGAAGCCAUUGUCGUCAUCAAAGACAUUUUCCGCAAAUAUCCCAACCGCUAUGAAAGCAUUAUUUCGACGCUGUGCGAGAACUUGGACACGCUCGAUGAGCCCGAGGCUCGUGCCUCCAUGAUAUGGAUUAUUGGCGAAUACGCUGAGCGUAUUGACAAUGCUGAUGAACUUCUUGAAAGUUUCCUUGAGGGUUUCCAGGAUGAGAGCACCCAAGUACAGCUGCAGCUGCUAACUGCCAUAGUCAAGUUAUUCCUCAAACGCCCUGCGGACACGCAAGAAUUGGUCCAACAAGUUCUGACUCUAGCCACACAGGAUUCCGACAACCCAGAUUUACGUGAUCGUGGCUUCAUUUACUGGCGUCUAUUGUCGACUGAUCCGGCGGCGGCACGUGAGGUAGUAUUAGCUGACAAGCCACUGAUUUCUGAAGAAACGGAUCUACUGGAACCGUCACUGCUUGAUGAACUCGUCUGUCACAUUGCUUCGCUGGCAUCCGUUUAUCACAAACCGCCCUCCGCUUUUGUGGAAGGUCGUGGUUUGGGCUCCUCCCGCCGGGCUCUUCCGACUCGUUCUGGAUCGCAGGACAUCUUGGAGUCCAGCCCUUCGCACGGCGAGCGUUCUGGAGUAAUUCCUACCCAAGAAUCGCUUAUUGGCGAUCUACUAACAAUGGAUCUUGGCGGGCCACCAGUACCAUCUUCAGUGCCUGCCGCUCCAUUCGCUUCAUCCGGCUUGGAUCUGUUGAGCGGUGGGUUGGACGGGUUGCUCAGCGAUAGUCCUACCGUUCCGCCGCCGCAAGCUGCACCAGCGCCAGCACCUUCUGUUGGUCUCCUCGGUGACAUUUUCGGUCUUGCACCUUCCGCAUCCACGUCGUACGUCGCACCAAAGCAGAUGUGGCUACCUGCCGCUCGUGGUAAAGGCCUAGAGAUUACUGGCACCUUCUCCCGCCGCAACGGACAAAUCCAAAUGGAGAUGACCAUGACCAAUAGAGCCAUGCAACCAAUGAUGCAGUUUGCCGUUCAGCUUAACAAAAACAGUUUUGGUUUAGUUCCUGCUGCACCCCUGCAUGUUGUAUCACCGUUAGCACCAAAUCAGUCAUAUGAAGCUGUACUGUCCCUCAAUCCGACCGGCCCUGUCCAGCGAAUGGAACCACUCACCAACCUCCAAGUUGCUAUUAAGAACAACAUCGACGUCUUCUAUUUUGCUGUUGUUAUGCCGAUGAACAUCUUUUUCGCCGAAGAUGGACAAAUGGACAAACGUGUCUUUUUGUCUACAUGGAAGGACAUCCCAUCGGCAAAUGAAGUCCAGUAUACCAUCAACAACGUGAAUCUGAGUGCGGACGCCGUUUCGUCCAAAAUGCAGCAGAACAAUGUCUUCACCAUCGCAAAACGUAACGUCGAAGGCCAAGAUAUGCUAUACCAGUCGCUUAAGCUAGUUAAUGGCAUCUGGAUUCUUUCCGAGCUGAAAAUGCAGCCUGGUAAUCCAACACUUAUCCUGGCCGUCAAAACUAGGGCGCCAGACGUUUCCGCCGGUGUUAACACUGCGUUCGACGCUAUCCUUCACAGUUAAAUGUUAGUGUUUUGUUUUUUUUUCUUAUUUUUUUUUCUUUUCUUAUUCUCACUAAUUUGUCUCUGUGAACCAGUGUAGAGAUGUUUCGAUUCUGAAUGUCAGUUGAGCGUAGCUGUAACUGUUCUUCAUCUUGCAGAUUUUUCACCCAACAUUCCUUCUGUGCUUCUCCCCCGUACCACCCUCUAUAUUUGCUGUUUUGUUGGAUGGAGCGUAAUAAUUAUUGUUUUUCUGUCUUCUUGGCAUACACAUUGUGUUAUCGAAAUCAU